AUGCGUAUCGUGCACGCAGCCCUCCUCGCUAUCGCCACCGUUCUCGUAGUCCCUGCCUCUGUGCUUGCUGUUCCCGCCGCUAGCCCUGAGCCCACUGGCACAGAUGGGAAGAUCUUGAAUCACUCGGUUCACGUGAAAGUCAAUCAGAACAACUGA
Molecule: messenger RNA, 156 nt
Organism: Dichomitus squalens LYAD-421 SS1
Lineage: Eukaryota; Fungi; Basidiomycota; Agaricomycetes; Polyporales; Polyporaceae
Exons: 3
Coding region: 1-156 (51 amino acids)
Source: RefSeq, a predicted model, not a curated record